Gamsiella multidivaricata is the source of this 2673-nucleotide messenger RNA. RefSeq lists its product as uncharacterized. NCBI's taxonomy places the organism in Eukaryota, Fungi, Mortierellomycota, Mortierellomycetes, Mortierellales, Mortierellaceae. The transcript has 3 exons. The coding region runs from base 149 to 2608 and encodes 819 amino acids. The record is from RefSeq and is a predicted model, not a curated record. Gene Ontology annotation, cellular component: membrane.
UUCCUCUUUGCUUCUCUAACCCUUCUCACACCUUUCUUCCUAAUAUCCUUAGCACUUUUACUCUCCUCCAUCGUCUCUCGUUUCCUCGUCUUUAUCUCUGUCGUUUUCAGCACUUCUUACCACCUCACAAACACACCCUAAGACUACGAUGCUGAAGAAACUCGGCCUGCAUACAUCCAACCUCGACACCACGUCCGCACCAACCUCCUCCCCAAGUUCCAAACCCAACAGCAAGCUGCUCGAGAUGGAAAGAAAAAAGGCCCAUCACAACAAAAAGGUCCUCCGCGCCGUAACCUCCUACGACUCUCUCGAAUCAGCCUCCAUAGCACCUCGGCCCCACCUUCCAAGUUCUGUAUACAGCCCAAACCCUUUUCCCUUGGACCCAACACAGCCCGGCGGAGUCAGUCGCCAAAACGUGUUCUUUUCACACCAUGAGCGUGAGACCCGCGAAGUGGAGACCAUUGAUAUUGAGAUCGAAGAAACCAAGGGAUUUGUCUCUGGCAGGAGUCGACAUAGCAUCGAUCGAGAGGACCUGCGGGCCAUUGGUCGCCAGGACGAUACUGUCGAUCGCGACUACGAUAUGGAGUACGAAGUGACAAGGAAACCAAAUACGAUGGAAAAGAUCGGCGCAGGACUCAAGGGCUCACUAGCAAAGACUGGCACGUCAAAGACCAAGGACCAAGAAGCGGACAAGGAUAUCAAGGAGGUCGAUGCAGUCCUGCAAUAUCACUUGCUGCAGCAACAACGCCAGCAACAGCAACGGCGUUCGCAGGAAUCAGACCCAUCGAUACGACCUGCUAGAGGUCGAGAACGGCAAAGGCAGCGCACCAUGAGUGGUCCAUUAUAUUCAAACGGGACACCGCGAGAAGAAGAAGGACCAACAUCGCCGACCAAAAGCAGGGGCACACGCGAACCCUUCUCAGACCGUUCAUCCCGACUUCAAUCUCUCUCGCCUCCUCCGCCACCUGGACAAGGUCGCCGACACCCGUCAUACCGGUCUGAUGGCUAUUUUAAUAUCCAGACGGAUCAAACAAGUCCCUUCAUCGGUUACCAACCUUCAUCUCCUACCUCUCCGAAUCGGUAUCACCAUCGGAAUCAGUAUCAGCAACGUCCAGCCAUGCCCCUGAGUCAGACAGGUGAUAGUGGAUACAGUGAAUAUGCACGGAAGAGCAGGAACGUCCGCUACAGUUCUCGUGAACGGCAAGAAUCCGAUCAUAUGCGACGAGAGGCGCUGGGUGGAGGGCCAGGUGUUCGUCGCCAAUCAGGUCUGAAGCAAGUGACAACUGCAGGUUCCGUGGUCAGGACAACCUCCGAAUUUAGCGACGGCGAGGACAACCAUUCAGUGGAAGUCAGGCCGAUGCGACAACCCAUGCCUGAUCGUCUUAGCCGCGCCAAAGAAUGGGUCGCGAGCCAUAGCAGAAACCACAGUAUCGUUGUUCCUGCCCCUAUCGUCGAGCGUGAAGCAGUUCUCCCAUCUAUGCCUGGGGCGUACGCUGCGCGACCCAACCUUCGACUCUCAAUGGACUCUGAAGAUUUUUCACUGAUCACGCCUCCACGAGGGAGCUACCUGAGCAGUGCUGGAGGCGGACACGAUUCACGCGAGAGAAUGGUGAUGACGAAUCAGAUGCAUGCGCAAAGGCUCCAGCGGAGCCAGAGGGAUAGCGUCGGGGACGAUGGACGUUACUGGAGUCAUCAGCUCGAAGGAUACGAGCAUGAUCGAUAUCGCCAGAGUCGCGUCGAGUACGAAAGUGACGGUCGAAGCGGAUUCUAUGGAUACGCGCCAGGAGGACCGGAUGAUGUGGAUGACGAAGAGGAGGCGGAGUCGACUCUGGCUCCAGGGUCUGCAGUAGGUGGACAGAACAAGCCGAAGGCGGGUAGCUCUGCAGAUAGCACAGAGAAAACGGCGGCAGAUGAGGAGGAAAAUCAGUUGAUGUCACCAAAGGUACCGAACAAGAGGCGGUUGAUUCUUCGGCUAGUCAGUUUGUUCUCAAGUCUCCUUGUACUCAUUCUGCUCAUCGCAGCUGGACCAGUAUCACGAUCCUCCUCGCCCUUCUCGAGCCAAGUCGGCCUUGCGUUCCACUAUGUGAUCGCUAUCCUUUCGCUGCUAGUCAGCUUUGCAUUUGUGUUUAACUACUUUAGCCGACGGUUAAGACGCCAGCAAAAGAUGAAGCGCUAUAUUCUUUUUAGCCUCGACAUCGUCAUGACAUUAUCAUGGCUCAUUGACGUCUUUGUAUGCAUAUCCAAGUUCCCAUGCGCUGUGGGUGGUCAAAACGGAUGGUGCGACAUGUACAACUCGAGCAUAUUCCUGGGCAUGAUCGCAUUCGGCAGUUUUUUGGUAGCAUUCGUCUGGGAUAUCUUGGGAUCGUUUGGCAGCUCGAAAUGGUUUGGUGGUCGGCCCCUCAUCAAACCUCCACCACCUGGAUACGACAAGAGAGCGCUCGGCAUGCAAGGUGCCACUCCUGGCUGGAACAACGGAAGGACGCUGGCUGGAAUGGGCGGAGGCGGUAUUCCAGGACAGAUGCCCGGACAAAUGCCUGGACAGAUGCCUGGACAAACGUCAGGACAAGGCUUUCCAAUGAAGCCGAAGAAUAGCAAAGCAUUGUGGUGAAGUCAGCUUCAUCUCAAGAACAUACAAAAAUAUAUGAUACAUAUACUUGUAUCGAGCACGAUGUC